This is a messenger RNA of Rotaria sordida, 522 nucleotides long. The record is from the annotation of a GenBank genome assembly. Lineage: Eukaryota; Metazoa; Rotifera; Eurotatoria; Philodinida; Philodinidae.
AUGGUAAAAAAUCAAUCAUGUAUCGGAAUUUUUAUAAUGUUUACUUGCAAAAGAUUACUUUGGGUUAUCAAAGAUAAAGGUGAAUCUUGGACUGGUGAAUACUUUCGUGAUAUAAUUUUAACUCAAAAUGUAUUUCCCUUCUUAAAAAAUGAAGAUAAUGUUAUUGAUCCUGAUGAAGUUAUAUUCGUUCAUGAUAAAACACCAUGUAUGCGAGCAAAUAAAACUCAACAUUUGCUUCAAGACAAUUGUGUUAAAUUUUGGGGUAAUGAUAUCUGGCCAGGAAAUUCACCUGAUCUUAAUGUGGCAGAACGUAUCGAAUCAAUAAUCAAAAAUGAAGUGGAAAAAAAAAUGUUAUCGGAAACUGGAUAUAAUCGAUAUCAUGAAGACACACUUAAAAUGCAUAUUGAAAAUGUCUUAACUAGCAUGGAAGAAGAUACUGAAUUAUUUGAAACUCUUCUAUGUUCGUAUCCAUCUCGACUUCGUGCAGUAAAGAAUGCUAACGGUCGUCACACAGAUUAUUGA